Molecule: messenger RNA, 2428 nt
Organism: Neoarius graeffei (lesser salmon catfish)
Lineage: Eukaryota; Metazoa; Chordata; Actinopteri; Siluriformes; Ariidae
Gene: drc10
Product: IQ motif containing D
Exons: 6
Coding region: 381-1607 (408 amino acids)
Molecular function (GO): protein binding
Source: RefSeq, a predicted model, not a curated record
ACAUACAGAUAUAAAUUAAUAUGUGAGAUAAUUACAUCAUAGUUAUAUACUGGCAUAAAUGUCUACAGUUGUUGGAGGAACUUAAACGUCAACAAGCGCCAUGGCAACAGUGUCAUGGCAACGAAAACAAAACCGACUUUCAUUUCUUUCCACAGCGAACGCAACUUUAUAAACUUCUGUAAUAAAGAUGAAAAAAGUGUGUGUUUAUUAUAUUUACUGAAGAUAUCUUAGAUGUAGAAGGAAACCGAAUCUGAAUCAGAAUCAGAAUCAUGUUUAUUGGCCCAGUUUGUUGACACACACAAGGAAUUUGCUUCCGGAAGUUGGUGUCUCUCCAGCGGUACAGAAAAAAGUGAAUAUAUGCAUGUAACGAAUCUCCAAUCAUGGCCUCAAAAGUUUCAGCAGCGCCUCCUGUUGGUCAAACUGCACCAGCAGCACUUUGUUCCCAAAACAAGCUCAUGCCAAACAACAUGGCCGCCGCGAGCAGUAAGCAGUUCACAUGUCCGGAAGCUCAGCGCAUCAUCAGCGUGCUGGACGAGUGUGUGAACAAGAUCGACGUGUUGUCGCUUCUGCCGCGUGAACUCGUGCAUCCUGAACGCGUGUCCCAGGAGCUCGGAGACGCAGCGGCCGAGUCACUCAGCGAACACCUGCGACUGUCUGAGGAGUAUCGCUCGCUUCACCACACAAACACACGGAAAGACGAGUCAAUGGCACAAGCUGUGCAGGACUCGCUGAGGAACUUCCUGCGCCAUGUGAGGCCUCAUAAAGAGGCAGAGCGAAUGAAGGCAGCGCUCCAAGGGGCGGGGCCAAUCAUUGAGGAGGACCAGAAGGCUGUGCAGGAACUGGGGGCGGGGCUACGGGAGUUCAGAGAUGUGCUAAUGGAACGCCUGAUGACCAUGACCCGAGAGGAUCGGGAACGCAGUAUAUACGUUCAGGAAGUGAGAGAGAGACAAGAACGUAAUGCAGAGGUCCUUCCCACGUUGGAGGCGGAAGUGAGAGCAAUGACAGAACACCAAGAAAAAAUGAUCAGGCAGAAGGAUGGAGAGAUCCGGCGUCUGGAAGAUUCCCUCCAUCAGAUGAAGAGAGUGUGGAAGGAGUUUGUGCUGCAGCUGCAGAAGAAGGCGGAGCAGCAGCACCAAUCAAAUCUGAAGACCUCAGAGAUUAAAUGUCUCCGCCUCCAGGAAGAAGCCAAUCAGCUGCAAGUUCAGCUCGAGCACGUCACCAUGGAGCACAGAGAGAGCGAGGGCAUGCUGAGCAAGAAGAACUACAAGCUGGAGACCGAGAUUGAAAACUGGAUUCAGAAGUACGAUAUUGAAAUGGAAGAGAAACAGGCGACGCUGGAGAGCGUGAUACAGGAGUACGAGGAGGAGCUGGCGGAGCUGCGCGAGCUGCAGGAACACUUCGCCGUGUUGGAGCUCGAGCACUCACAGAUCAUGGAGGAGAGACGGAGAGAGCGUGAGCGAAGAGAGGAGGAGGAAAGAGAGAGAGAGAUGAAGAGUCGAGCCGCCAUCGUCAUCCAGGCGUUCUUCAGAGGAUGGAAAGUCCGCAAGGCCAUGAAGAAGAAAACCAAGGGCAAGAAAGGCAAGAAGGGCAAAGGGAAGAAGAAGUAGUGAAGAAGAAGACGACGCAAGGAUCUUUGAAAUAUUUAGGACUAUAUUUAGCGCUGCUGAAUUCUGGAAUCUGAUCGGUCAGAAGGGUUUCUUCGGGUCACAUGACAAGCUGUUUGUGAAGGAACAACUGUUUAUAGCUGCGAUAGAAACGGAUAUAAAGUACGUCUCCUCGUUCUUUAAGAAGAAAUUUGUAUUUGUUGCUGUAUUACUGAGGGAUGAGAGGAAUGAAACCCAUUUACGAAAAGAAUCAACUGCAGAGUGUAACUUCUGUUCUGCUUCAUCACAAAACCCCGUCACUGAUUAUUUUACUGUCGCAGCACAACACACAGUGUGUUACUCCGUCCAUCUCUAUGAGAAGAUGAAGUAUAUGACACUGUACCUGAUGUGUGACGACCGCGCCGUUAAAGCAUAAAUUGACAGUAAAAACGCUGAAUAGUCACAUGAUUACGGUCGUGUAGCGCGAACGGUGUGUCGCUGCAGGUUCAAAAUUAGAUCAACGAGACGCUCUUUUAUUCUUAUUUUUCUUUUUCACGGAAGUACAUCUGAAAAAAAAAAUAGGUCCCCUAUGCGUCCAUGUGGCUCCUGCUUGUAAAUAAAACUGUUUUCUGAUCCCAUGUUCAUACAGUAAAUAUCGCAUAUAUACAUGUUAUCAAUUCUACUCGCCUCAUCUCUUACAAGCGUCACCAAGCUGCGAGCAGCAUCAGGGCUUGGAGUAUUUUGGUUCCCAAUUUUGUUUACUGUGUUUUGUUCAAAAUCCAGUGCUGUGAACGAGAUCUAUUUUCAAAAUAGUAAGAAAGAAAGCACUUGUUCAUGAAUUAACU